AUGGGCCUGAAGCAAGUCCGGGAGAUGUCGCAGUGCAACAUCAAGCUCGGUCAAGAGCCUGAUUCUCAAGGAAAUCGCAGAUGUGACGUGAGUGGUCCGACGGUGGAGCACAUUGCCAGCGCGGUGCAUGCGAUAGCUUCUCGUGUUUUCGAGCCUGGAGACUCCGUCCAGUGCAAGCUCUUCGUUGCCUUCCCCAACGAGUAUGUGGGUCAAGUCAUCGGCAAAGGCGCGGAAAACCUCAAGCGCAUCCGAGACAUGACCGGCGCAAACUUACAGUUGAUGAAGGAUGUGAUGAGCGACCAGGGCGACCGGGUCGGGCAGCUUGUGGGCGUGCAGAACCAGCUGGGAGCAGCGAUUCGGAUAGCGCUGGGUCCUGUCGGUUCUGCCUCAGCUGGCAACAUGCCGGCUGCGCAGCAGAGAUCGACUCCGUACUAUAGUGGUGGCUUGGGUCAGCAGCCGAUGCAGCCGCAGCACAUGCCGAUGCAGGCGAUGCAGGGCACAAGUCCGCCCAUGUCCAUGCUGCCUUUGCAGGCGCCGACGGCACUCACUGGAGUCAAGCGCGGCAGCGGCGAUGCUAACGAGAUGCAAGUACACAUGGUGAUUUCGCCAAAGUACGUAGGCGCUAUCCUCGGAAAGGAGGGCGCGCAAAUCAAGCAAAUAACGACAGACACUGGCUGUGCCAACGUGUCUGUCACAAGGAGGGACCCGGGAAACCCCGGUGACCGCCGUGUAGUUGUCCUGGGAGGCUUCGACGAGUGUGCGAAUGCACAGCGGGCCGUCUACCAGUUGGCCCUGACUGCUGCGCAGGGGGCAGGGGAGGAGGUGAAGGACCUCACAAUCAUCUUCAUGGUUCCGCAGCAUGCGGCAGGAGCGGUGAUUGGCAAGGAGGGUGCCCACCUCAAGCAGCUUCGCGACCAGCUGGGUUUGAGGGUGACCCUUUCCCGGGAAGUCGUGGAAGGCUUCCGGCCUUGCAAUUUAGUCGGGCCACUUGAGUCCAUCCUCAUGGCAGAGAAACAGAUCCAGGAGCAGGUGCUGCUGCACCCACAGCCGGCGGCCGGCGAGGACCGCAGCAACGGUGCAAAGCGCUUCGCUGAGGAGGGCGAGGCCCCGGCCGUGCCGGGGGCCUUCACUGAGAUGAAGCGGCCUCGGAUGAUGGCGCAACCUGCGCCCGGCGAGGGAACCACGAAACUGUUGGUGCCUUCUGCCAGCGCGGGCUCCAUCAUUGGCAAGCAGGGCUCGGUUCUGAAGCAAAUACGCGAGAGCUGCGGUGCAAGCCUGGAAAUCCUGCCGCAGGUGCAGACACCACAUCUGCUGACAGAGCGCCUGGUCACCAUCAGGGGUCCGGCCGCCUGCAGGGAAGCGGCGCUAGCCAGGGUGAUGCAGGCGGCCUUUGACAAAGACCAGCUCAACACCAUGCUCAAGCUUCUGGUGCCUGGGCCCAUGGUUGGCGCGGUCAUCGGCAGACAAGGGUCCACUUUGAAGGCCAUCCGGGACCAGUGUGGACUCGGAGUUCAGGUCGAGCGUGAGGAGAUCCAUGGAGAUCGCUUAGUCUCUGCAACUGGCGCCAUGGGGUCCGUGCUCGCAGCCACUUCCCUCAUUCUCCAGGCGAUUGAGGCCGCGGGCGCGGGAAAGCAAGUUGCGCCCAUGGGCCAACCUCAGAUGGGCGCUGUGCCCACUCAGGCGACCCCGCAAGGCGCUUAUUGGAUGCAGAUGCAGCAGGGCAUGGAGUGA
This is a messenger RNA of Symbiodinium natans, 1731 nucleotides long. NCBI's taxonomy places the organism in Eukaryota, Dinophyceae, Suessiales, Symbiodiniaceae. The record is from the annotation of a GenBank genome assembly.